Suillus fuscotomentosus is the source of this 581-nucleotide messenger RNA. RefSeq lists its product as uncharacterized. The annotation marks the transcript as partial. The record is from RefSeq and is a predicted model, not a curated record. The transcript has 2 exons. Lineage: Eukaryota; Fungi; Basidiomycota; Agaricomycetes; Boletales; Suillaceae.
GGCGUCUCCGUGGUGGUGAAUCUGUGAAUCUCGCAAAAUAUCUACACUGGCUAGGCUAGGCCAUUAAAUGGAAAACAUUCGCAACCAUGAAUUGUGAAAUGAGAAAUAAGCUACAGUUACUAUCUCUUUAUGUUCAAAAUCUCCCCGAAACCAUUCCUUUGAUUCUAAUGUGAGUAACAUUUUUUCGCAUGUUUAGUUCUCAGUCUCAUAAUGACUACACAGAAACUAAAAACACCAUACAAACCUCUCGUCAAGUGGCGUGAUAUGGAAUCCACUAUCCUUGGCAAGCGGUCCGCUGAAGAUUUGCCUCCUGCUGGUCAAAUGCCUCCUCCACCUGAAGCAAGGACAGUGGACUCGGACUCGGACUCACUGGCAGAAGAGUUUGACGAUGGCGCAGAUUGGUUGGAUGCUCCAGCUGCUCUUUCAGAGUUUAGGACAGCGGAGAAAGAUUCGUUCGUGCUUGCGGCAUCCAGCGGUAUUGAUUUGGUGCACCAGUCGGGUUCCGCACCAACAAAGAAGGCCGCAAAAACCUUGUCUCCGUCCGUCCCUGACCCUUCUGCUUGGGACGAGUGGAAAGUUGA